AUGCAACAAAAUGAUCGAGCCUCAUCCUCAUCAUCAAACAACCAUAGAAAAAGUCUGAACAAUUCCGAUGACCAUGGUCAUCCUACCGAUCGGUAUCAUCAAGGACAAGACUCAAAUAAGAAAAUCAAUAUGAAAUCAUAUUCAAAUAUUCUCUCAAAUUCCAAUGAAGAUGAGGAAUUAUUAAAACGAGUAUUUAAAGUCAUUGAAGAAAGUAAACAACAACAAGUUCAAUCACGAGAGGCUUUGAAUAAAAUCAUGUCGGAGAAUGAGCAUGCAUUGGCAAUACAAGUAGAAAAUUUAACAGAUAUUCAAAAUCAAGUGCAGGUGAUUGAGAAGCGAGCAGUACAGCUGGGAAGAACCAUUUCAAAUACCUUUAAAUUAGCGGAAGGAGUGAGCCAUAAAGUUCGACAAUUACAUGCCAUUCAAGAACGAGUACAACUUGCCAUUGAUGCAGUAGAGGCCAGUAUCGGAAUGAAGAGUUGUGUGGAAGGAGUUGAACAAGCUAUUAAAGUUGGAGAAUAUGAGAAGGCAGUGGAUUUUGUGAGCCGAGUUUUGCACAUUAACAACGAUUCACAUCGAAGUAAACUGGUCCAUCAAUUAAGCCAAUCGCAACAUGGAGAUCAACAAGAAAGCGAGGACGAACAGGAGCGACGAAAUACUCUCUUUAAAUCUUCGGAAAAGAAAAUCAAAGAAAUUGUAGUAUUGAAGCUGAAAGAGGCUUUUAAUGAUGAAAAUGAAUCACAAAUUAAGAGAUUUUCAAAACUGUUUGCUCCUCUUUGUAUAGAAGAAGAAGGUCUCGAGUUGUAUACAGAGUAUUUGACAGACAAGGCAAGACAAGAGCUUGAUUCAGUGGUGCACGAUGGGUUACAAAACAUAUCCGAGCUUCCCAUAGAAAUUAACACGAUAGAAGAUGACAUGGAACGAUACAUGACAAUUAGAAAACAACAACAGCAAGGAUUAACAAGCUUUAUCGACAUUAUUACUCAAACAUUAGACGUCAUAGUAUCAUACAUUGAAGAGUAUGAGGAGUUUGUGUCACUUAAUUUUGGUGGAGAAAAAUGUACAAUUUACCUCAUCAAUGCUCUUCAAAAAGUUUGUGACAAAAUGAUCAAAAAGAUUCUCGAUCAUUACGAGACAAAACGAGAAUUAUCAGAGGUUCUCAAAUUACUCUCCAAAAAGAACAUGCCAACAAAAAAGAUAGAAAGAGAACGAGCUACCUCUCCUGUACCUCGCUCUGAUAGCCCAAUCACAAGCAACAAGAAAAUUGCUCCAGAUGAUCCAAGAGUUUUGGAUCUCAUCCUUGAAGAAAUGGCUGAUAUAUGCUCCAAUAUUGAAGUGUAUAGACAAUUUAUUCUCUCCAAGUCGUAUGCUAUCAAAGUUGAUAGUGCACACAUCAACAAUCCAAAGUAUAUUCUUACCAAGGAUCCUAUGACAUACAGAAAGAUUCAAGAAGUAAUGAAUUAUUACAUUCCCAUUGAUGAAGCUUUCAUGAAACAGAGCUUUGUAAAGGCGCUUCAACUCGAUGACACAAACGACAAUCAAAUUGUAUCAAAAUCCAACGAAGACUUUUUUGAAAGUGAUGAAGAGGAGCUCUCAAGCGAUGAGGAGGAUGACGAAACAACCAAAUAUUCCUCUGUAAUUAACGAUGUAUUUUUCAUUUUGAGAAAGAGCUUAAACAGGGCUAUAGAUUCUCAAAAUAUUUCUGUUAUAUGCGCAAUAUGUAAUCAUAUCAAUACCAUUCUUUGCGGUGAAUAUUUUGAAUUUACCAAAAAAGAUUUACAUUUCAUUUCGCUGGAACACACCAACGAUAAGGAUCGUUUUGUAAAGAUUUUGAAAUCUCUUAAUAAUAUUCAAAUAUCAAGUGAAUAUAUUUUAAAGUUAAAGAAAGAAUUCGAUAGGAAUUAUGAGGAUCGACUGUUCAAGGAGCGUCGCGUCAAUCUACCUCAGGAAAUGUUUACAGCUGAUAGAAUGAAACUCAAGAGCUGUUCCUCAGAUCUUGUGCAGAGCUCAAUUUUCUUCUCUGAACAAUUAAGAAAGUAUACUAGAAAAGUGGUCAGCUCUCAAGAAUAUGCGUUAGGUAUUGAGAGAGACAUUGACUUUUUGCUGAACAGAGAGUUGAGUCAAAACCCACAGUUUUAUAUUUUAACGGAGAAUCAAUUUGCUUCUAAGGAACUCAACAACUCAUUAACUCAGAAAUUUAUUGGUGAUAUGGAUCGAGUACUGAAUCUGUACAAGAAAUAUUUGACCAAGUUUAAUUUUGAAGAACUUGUGGAGUUAGCCAUUGACAUUCUUUGCCAUCGAAUGGAGCACUUGAUUUUGACGAGACGAUUCAAUUAUUUCGGAGGCGUGCAAGUUGACAAAGAUUUACGAGAAUUUAUGGAAUAUUUUGCAACAAAGACAGAACGACCAGUAAGAAGCAAAUUUUCCAGGUUGACACAUAUUACAUAUUUAUUGAAAAUGACAGAAGUUGAUGACCUUUUGGAAAUCUGGGAAUCGGCACAACAUUGGGGCUUUUCAGUGAGCGAAAUUAAGAAUAUUCUAGGGUUGCGAGUUGACUUUAGCAUGGAUCAAAUCAAUAACUUGUCAAUCUAA
Messenger RNA from Naegleria lovaniensis, 2592 nucleotides. RefSeq lists its product as uncharacterized. The transcript has 2 exons. The record is from RefSeq and is a predicted model, not a curated record. The coding region runs from base 1 to 2592 and encodes 863 amino acids. Lineage: Eukaryota; Heterolobosea; Eutetramitea; Acrasida; Naegleriidae.